CUGCUGGCCUUCUGGAUGUACCGACAUCGCAAGCCCCCCUAUGGCCAUCACUUGCUCUUUCAGGACCCUGGGCCUCCACCCCCGUCCCCUUUGGUGGGCCUAAAGCCACUGCAGUUGCUGGAGAUUAAGGCCCGGGGACGCUUUGGCUGUGUCUGGAAGGCCCAGCUCAUGAACGACUUUGUGGCUGUCAAGAUCUUCCCACUCCAGGACAAGCAGUCGUGGCAGAGCGAGCGGGAGAUCUUCAGCACACCCGGCAUGAAGCACGAGAACCUGCUGCAGUUCAUUGCCGCCGAGAAGCGAGGCUCCAACCUCGAAGUGGAGCUGUGGCUCAUCACAGCCUUCCAUGACAAGGGCUCCCUCACGGAUUACCUCAAGGGGAACAUCAUCACAUGGAACGAACUGUGUCAUGUGGCAGAGACAAUGUCACGAGGCCUCUCGUACCUGCACGAGGAUGUGCCCUGGUGCCGUGGUGAGGGCCACAAGCCGUCUAUUGCUCACAGGGACUUUAAAAGCAAGAAUGUAUUGCUGAAGAGCGACCUCACAGCUGUGCUGGCAGACUUUGGCUUGGCCGUUCGGUUUGAGCCAGGGAAACCUCCAGGGGACACCCAUGGGCAGGUGGGCACAAGACGGUACAUGGCCCCUGAGGUGCUUGAGGGAGCCAUCAACUUCCAGAGAGACGCCUUUCUGCGCAUUGACAUGUAUGCCAUGGGGCUGGUGCUGUGGGAGCUCGUGUCUCGCUGCAAGGCCGCAGAUGGACCUGUGGAUGAGUAUAUGCUGCCCUUUGAGGAAGAGAUUGGCCAGCAUCCUUCGCUGGAGGAGCUGCAGGAAGUGGUCGUGCACAAGAAGAUGAGGCCCACUAUUAAGGAUCACUGGCUAAAGCAUGCGGGCCUGGCCCAGCUCUGUGUGACCAUCGAGGAGUGCUGGGACCACGACGCAGAGGCCCGCCUGUCCGCAGGUUGCGUGGAGGAGCGGGUGUCCCUGAUCCGGAGGUCGGUCAACGGCACUACCUCGGACUGUCUUGUCUCCCUGGUGACCUCUGUCACCAACGUGGACCUGCCCCCUAAAGAGUCAAGCAUCUAAGCCCAGGACACAGGGGUCUCUCCAGACUCAGCGGAUCUGAAGAGAAAAGGAAAGAAAAGUUGUGUUUUGUUUUGGAAAUCCCAUAAAACCAACAAACACAUAAAAUGCA
Molecule: messenger RNA, 1189 nt
Organism: Carlito syrichta (Philippine tarsier)
Lineage: Eukaryota; Metazoa; Chordata; Mammalia; Primates; Tarsiidae
Product: activin receptor type-2B
Exons: 8
Coding region: 16-1080 (354 amino acids)
Biological process (GO): protein phosphorylation; cellular response to growth factor stimulus; activin receptor signaling pathway
Cellular component (GO): plasma membrane; activin receptor complex
Molecular function (GO): activin receptor activity; ATP binding; activin binding
Source: RefSeq, a predicted model, not a curated record